Daphnia pulicaria is the source of this 2243-nucleotide messenger RNA. RefSeq names its product zinc finger protein 107-like. The transcript has 7 exons. Bases 127 to 1659 code for a protein of 510 amino acids. Gene Ontology annotation, cellular component: cytoplasm. The record is from RefSeq and is a predicted model, not a curated record. Lineage: Eukaryota; Metazoa; Arthropoda; Branchiopoda; Diplostraca; Daphniidae.
UAAACAUCGUCUGUAAACAACUGUUAAAAAAUAACUAUCAGCUAUCAGGUAUCAGGCUAUCAGCUCAGCUUUGUAAUCAAUCAGAUAUUAAAGAAGUAAAAUAGUUUUUAGAAAUUCUAAUUCAUCAUGGCUGAAGACAGUAUGGUGAAAACCUUAAAAUUUGGCAAAAUGCCGGAAGGGAAAACUGCACUUUUCAUGUGUGAUUUACAAGAAAAGUUCCGUCCUGCAAUGUUUCACUUUACGGAUGUGGUUUCAAACGCGAAAAAACUGGUGGAAUCAACUAAAAUACUUGAAAUUCCACUUGUUGUAACAGAACAAUACCCUCAAGGAUUAGGAAGCACUGUCAAUGAAAUCAACAUUCAACAUGCUGUUGGCACAAUUGCUAAAACAAAAUUCAGUAUGUUUGUUCCAGAAGUUGAAAACAUUUUAAAAACUACAUGUAAUGGACAGUUGAAGUGUGCUAUUCUUUUUGGAGUUGAGGCACAUGUUUGUGUGGAACAAACUGCAAUUGAUUUGAUCAGCAAUGGAAUAAGUGUACACAUUGUGGCUGAUGCUACAACUUCAAGGACUCAAGAAGACAGAUUGCUAGCCUUUGAGAGACUGAAGCAAAUAGGCUGUUUUAUUGCAACAAGUGAAAAUGUUAUCUAUAAACUCAUUGGUGAUAAAAAUCAUCCCAAAUUUAACGAAAUUCGUCCGCUUAUUAAAGACACUACGGUUGAAACUGGCUUAGUGUCAAAAAUGGGUGAGUCUGCAAGUGCACAAAUGUCUUGGCAGUUUCAAUUAGAACUUGCACACUCUGUUCUCACUGAGCUCUCAACUACUGAUAGAUUCCGUGCAUCACAGAAGGCCAUAUUUGAAUUAAUGAAAGAAUUGGUGUUAUUAAAAAACGAUGAAAACACGAAAAAGCAAUUCAGCAAAGGCAACGUUGAAUUGUGUUUUACGCUAGAAAAGGACACUAAACUGGAUAAUCAACCUUUAGCACCGAAACUGUCCAAUAAAGAAAAGAACUGUUCAACCUGCGGAAAGUCAUUCUCGCGGCCUCAAGAUCUCAAACGUCACUUGCAGACACAUAAUAAGACUUCCGCUUAUUUAUGCGAAGAAUGUGGUAAGAGUUACCGAAGUCUUGAUGGACUGAGUUACCAUAAGGCCUUGAAUCACCGUGAGAGUAACGAUUCAUCAGAGUUUUUAUUGAAGUGUUCAAAAUGCAACAAAUCCUUUACUAACCAGAUCCAGUUGAACGUUCAUUUGAAAAACAGUCAUCAUAGAGCAAAGUCAGUAUAUACCUGUGAAAUUUGUAUUCCAACAGCAACUUUCGAACGCAAAGAUGUAUUUAAAAAUCACGUAGCAUUGCACGAACGAGUCAAACCUUUCGCAUGCCGAAUUUGUGAUAAAAAUUUCUCCAGUCGCUCAAACCUACAAUCUCACGCGCGAACUCAUGAUGCUUCAGUUGCUCUCCAGUGUCCAAAUUGCUCGAAGAAGUUUAGUUCAAAGAAAAAGUUGGAUUCACAUAUUCCUGAAUGUAUUGCGCGGAAAUCUUGUCCUUCUUGCAAAUUUGUUUGUCAAAGCGAAGAAGAGAUGACUGAACACACAAAGAAAGAGCAUCCAGCAGAUUAUGCAAUACAUGAAGUCUUUGGUCACGCCCUCGAAGAAUUGAGCUAACCGCAUCUCAAACGCUCAAUUUUAUGUUUAAUAAAUGAAAUUAUUGAAAUUAUGUCGUGAAAAUACAAAAGCAAACAAAAACGUCACGUAGCCUGAACAUGUUUUUUUUUUCAAUAAUUAAUAAGGAUACCGCUUACGGCUAUUCCGUGUUCAUACACAAACAAAGAUUCAAAACAAAACAAAAAAACGGCUUUUGUAUGAUAUGACUGCCAUCUAUUAUCAAAUUCCUAAAAAUAAGAAUUCAAUUAACGCAAUAUUAAAUAAUAAAUAAAGGUGCCGCCGCAAUUUACGCAAUGAAUUUUCACCGAAAUAAUAAUUAAAAAAAAACGAAUCGCUGUGUUGCUGGCAGUACCGCGCAACCGAUCUAUUUUGAUUUUGGCAUGAAACAUCAAUCCUCAGCCGACGAUAAAAACGUCUGCUUGCAGUCACAUGGCAACGGAGUUACUUGUCUCUCUGGUUGUAUCUAGUUGUUGAACUAACGUAAACACUCAUCAUAACAGGACCAUUGGACCAUCAAGAAAUACACUCUUGCACCUUAUUUAUCGUCGCCCCAAUCCCUUCGGUCGACAUUCCAACGUGGACUU